UUACAGAUGUUCAUGAAAGUGUAUUGGGUCCCGCUACAGAAAUAAUCAUGAAACCGCAGAAGCRGCGCGAAGCAUGUCGGUCCUGGCAGCAUUUAUUAAAAGAGAGCUGAAGGGAAUAUGGAAUUUAUUAGUAUAUGUCAAGCAGCGCUGCAAAGAUGGCUGCAAACGAAGCAGAAAAUCGUCGAYCAGCUCCAAGCUCAAAUCUCAGUCAGCGCAUUGUUGAUUUUUCUGGCUACACAACUUUCCAUGGAGCUCACUUUGUCGUCGGACCUGAAAGAGGGAUUUUUCGUCGUGUGUUCUGGUUUCUCUUGAUCCUAACUGGUUUGGGAUUCUUGGGAAGGCAACUGAUAAAAAGUUAUCAGAAACUUCAAGCGAAUGAUCAUGUUAUGACAAGGAAGAUUAUUCCUGCCGAAAAAGAACUAGUCUUCCCAGCCGUUACCAUAUGUAAUGUGAACAUGAUGAAAAAGGUGGAUAUUCAAGGCACAGAUGCACAGGCUUAUCUUGACCAACUGAACGUCUUCAUGAWAAAGUAUUACGAAAAAGGAGGAUUUGGAAACAAGACGAUUAGCAGCUCCUUUGAUAUCGAGAAAGCUGUUCUGCAGUAUGGACACACUGCUAGUGMUAUGRUAUUGGUYUGUACUUGGGACGGGAAAUUAUGCAAUCCCCUUAACUUCACCACAAGAUUCUCACAAAUUUAUGGACUUUGUCAUACGUUCAAUUCUGGACGAGAUGGUCAUCCCCUUCUCUCCUCAAGUUCUGCUAAACGAAACCGUGGUCUUCACUUAUUGCUUGAUGUCAAUAAAGCUAAUUAUUAUGGCAUGACGAGCUACUUCAAUACAGGAAUACGAAUGGUGAUCCAUCAUCAAGAUGAGGAACCCAUGGUAGAGGCUGAUGGGAUUGAUGUGAUGCCGGGUCACAUGACAACAAUGAAAAUCCAAAGAACAGAAUACAACAGUCUUGAGCCUCCACACGGGUCGGCCUGUGGCACAAAAGAUCUCAAGACUUCCAAUGCUUACACGCAAAGCACGUGUCUUUUGGAAUGUAACACUCGUAGGGUCAUCAAACAGUGUGCUUGCAGACUGCUAGGAAUGCCUGACUUACCAGAAUUGAAUGGUACAAAGUAUUGCAACCCAAAGGAAAUAACGUCUUGCUUAUUCACAAAUCUGACAACUAUGAGCCGUGRUGACCUUCCAGAGACCGUUUUGGUGAAAUACUUCAUAAAAUACGACGGUCAGCCAAGUGACAAUCCUGGAGCCAAGUGUGGAUGUCCUAAACCUUGCAAGCAAUUCCCAUACAAAAUUACACAGCUUAACACAGUGGUGCUCAUGUCUGAUUCAUUUUUCGAUGACUAUCUAGCAGCUUAUGCUGUUAUUGAUGUAUUUGCGAAAGCCGCUACAAAUUGGUUUAGAAGACGUUUGAGGGAAGAUUAUAUUUAUUUGAUCAUAUAUUAUGAUGAUCUCAACACACUGAAAACCUCUGAAAAAUUGGCUUACGACUUUACUGACUUUGGAUCUGAUGUUGGUGGCUAUCUUGGUCUGUUUUUGGGAUGCAGUGUCCUGACAGUCUUCGAAAUAUUUGAUUUCAUCGUAUGCUAUUGCUUUGGCAGACGGAGAGCUAGGUCCGAAAUGGAGCAAGUCAGAGAGGCAAAUGAAAGAAGUCAUUUUGUUUAAAGUCCGACAAUCAGCACUGGACGGGGUUUCAAUUCCUCCGAAUUAGUUAACUAAUUGAUGGUUUUCAACCAUUGCCAGGAGUGACAGUUAAACAAAAGAUGUCCGCCAUUGCAGACCUGACAAAAGAAAACCACCACCGUGACUGGUGGACCUUUUUGUUUUGCUCACUCUCAUGGGAAUGAUUGAAAACCAUCAAUUGCAAGGAGUUGAAAUCCCGCCCAGUCCGAAUAGACUUAUGAACCUUUUACGUCACUACUUGAUUUUCAAUGCAUUGUGGGAUCAGUUUCAAGAGAAAACAAA
Molecule: messenger RNA, 1970 nt
Organism: Exaiptasia diaphana
Lineage: Eukaryota; Metazoa; Cnidaria; Anthozoa; Actiniaria; Aiptasiidae
Product: acid-sensing ion channel 3
Exons: 7
Coding region: 135-1670 (511 amino acids)
Biological process (GO): sodium ion transmembrane transport
Cellular component (GO): membrane
Molecular function (GO): ligand-gated sodium channel activity
Source: RefSeq, a predicted model, not a curated record